AUGGUAAACGCAACUCUAACUCCGUCGCAAUCUCCCUCACGGUCGGGCGAUGAAUAUCUCAAUUCACAGUCAUCGACGUCCGCUCCUCCUACCGGGGUUGUGGAGACCUUGAUGCAUAAGAAUGACUUACAAACUUACUGUCAGAGGUUAGGCAUGCCACUCCCAGCGUAUCAGACUGAAGUUCAAGGUUAUGCUCACGCUCCGAGAUUCAAAGCCUCUGUUUGUGUUGGUAAAAGUAUCUUUACUUCCCAAAACACAUUUUCGAACCGGAAACCUGCAGAGCAAGAUGUUGCUAAGAUUGCAUUAGAAUGUCUACUAAAGGAGGAUGAAGCUAAUGCUACAAAUCUACGCGUGCAUCUCCGCCAGCUCAUCAUUCAGGACAAAACACACUGCAAGAUGAUAAUGGACGAUUUUCUUGGCAAGUUAAAGAUAAAAUACGUGUACGAGACGGUUCAAGUUGAUGGAAUGCCUCCUGGCCCUCCUCUAUUUGCUUCCUCUUUGGUAGUAAAUGGUUUUCACUAUAAAGGUUCUGCAAGUAAGAGCAAGAAGGAAGCUGAGAAACGAGCUGCACGUAUAGCUAUCCUCUCCUUCUUAGAUGAUCCUACACAUGGUGCACUCAUCUCUAAAGUGAUCAAGUCUAAGUGUAAUGAAAAUCAUGGUGAUCCUGGAGUCUUGUUUGAUAAUCAAGGUGGUGCUGGUCACCCUUCCGAAGCAGUGGGCUUUCCAAGGUGUUCUUGUGCACAUCUGCCAAGAACUUCCCCACCAUUCUCAGGACCACAACAACCUGGAAUCAACUUUCGAGCAGCAGCGCAAACAGGUUCUCAGCAAAUCAGUGUUCCAAGAUGGACUGUGCCACCAGCAGCACAAAAUCUGGCUUAUGAUACUAUCUCUUCCAAAAGGAUCCGAGAGAACGAGAACAAGGAGCCAAACAAGAGAUUCCGAGCCGAGGACAAACAUUCAGGCUGCAGUUAUAGCCGAUCAGAAUGGUAA
Microthlaspi erraticum is the source of this 990-nucleotide messenger RNA. The record is from the annotation of a GenBank genome assembly. NCBI's taxonomy places the organism in Eukaryota, Viridiplantae, Streptophyta, Magnoliopsida, Brassicales, Brassicaceae.